Chenopodium quinoa (quinoa) is the source of this 1953-nucleotide messenger RNA. RefSeq names its product exonuclease DPD1, chloroplastic/mitochondrial-like. The record is from RefSeq and is a predicted model, not a curated record. Gene Ontology annotation, molecular function: 3'-5'-DNA exonuclease activity; nucleic acid binding. The coding region runs from base 806 to 1789 and encodes 327 amino acids. Gene Ontology annotation, biological process: DNA catabolic process. Gene Ontology annotation, cellular component: cytoplasm. Lineage: Eukaryota; Viridiplantae; Streptophyta; Magnoliopsida; Caryophyllales; Amaranthaceae. The transcript is spliced from 5 exons.
UAUUCAAAAAUACUACAUGCCAAUAAGAGGGCUAAAUUUACAAGAUUAUGCAGGGCAGAUUUGUUUUAUACUCAUUUAAUUUAAUUAAACCCGAUCCGUUCUAAUCUCAUAUGAUGUUUACUCAUGAUUCAUACGGAGUAAUUAGUAUAAUUAAAAAAAAAAAGGGAAGAGAAUACAUCUUUAGACUACUGUAGCCCUAUGUCCCCCCUAAAAAUCUAACAUUGUCAAAUGAAGUAAGUAAAUUGUGAUGAACUAUGUAAAAAAAUUCCCCUCAAAAAAAAUAAAAAUAAAAAUAAAAAAGAUUAAAGUUUUUUAGAUUAGCUGAUUAGGAAAUGAAACAUACUGGUUAAAAAAAAAAACCCCGAGAAAAACGGAGCGAGUUCGUGAUCCGAUUUGAAGGGGUGGGUUAAGCAGCAAUCAUCCACUGCUUGCGUCUCUAUUCCUCUUUCUCUCUCCUCUCACAUGCGUUCUGGGUUUUCUUUUGCUUCUUUUCUUGCCCCGUUUAACUGCCCUUUCUUUCCUAUAAAAAUUUCUAACUUCCCAAAUUAACCAAAUCAAAACUACUUCCUUUGACACUUCAUCAAAUGCAGUUUCUCAUUUGUAAUCGCUUUCAUUUCAUGAAGGUUGAGGCAUUAUCCGAGUUUUACGGCGGUUAUACUAUGAAUUCUUGCUGGGAUUGAAGAUUGAUGUUUUCUUAAUUUGAAGCUGCCAUGCCAUUGCAUGGUCUGAGCUAUCCACUUCUGAUGCAAAUACAAAAUCCCUUGCUUUGCUUUGUUUUUUCAUUGAACGAACGCUGUAAGUUCAGAUGAGAACAGCCCCUAUGUGCUACUCAAUCUUGCGAGUACCCAGAUGCAGAGUUUACUCUUUGGUUAAUACGUGGUGGGCUGGUUUUGUCCCCAUAAGUCCAACAUGUAAAAAAUCUAAUUUUAGGCUGUUAAGUUCUAGUGUUGGUGGGCAUGAAAGAAAUAGUGGAAGUUGGAGUCGAAGACCCUUAAUCACUGCAGAUGAAGAAACUAGCAAAAACUCCUUGAGCAGUGCAGUUAAUAUCAGGCAUGACUUGUCAGAUAAUUUAAUUGCGACAACAAGCACAGAUUUCCCAAUAAACAUAACUGAUGGUAGCAGUGCAGAUGUCCGACAACUAAUAGCUGAGAAUAAAGAGUUGUCCAGCCUUGCGACUUUUAUUGUCUUUGAUCUUGAGACAACCGGGUUUAGUAGAACUGUAGAAAGAAUCAUUGAGAUUGCGCUUCAGGACCUUCACGGUGGUGAAAACAGCACGUUCCACACUCUAAUUAAUCCUGGGCGUGAUGUCGGAAAUGAAUUUAUCCAUGGUAUUUCAACCCAGAUGGUCAGUAAACCUGGUGUUCCAAGGAUGGAGGAGCUUAUUCCAAUAUUGCUCAAGUAUGUCCAGAGCCGUCAGAAGCCAGGGGGAUAUGUGGUGCUUGUCGCACAUAAUGCCCGAAAUUUUGAUGUGCCAUUCCUAGUUGCUGAAUUUAGACGAUGUGGUUUUGAAAUCCCUUCGAACUGGUAUUUUGUGGAUACUCUUCCUUUAAGUAAAGAAGCAAUGAAAUCUGCAGGAAAAACUGGGUCGAAGACGUUGAAAGCACUUCAAGAGCAUUUUGGAAUCUCACAAGUAGGUGAAGCUCACAGAGCCAUGUCAGAUGUGCAUUCUUUAUCACUAGUACUUCAGAAGUUAACCUUUGUUCUGGAGCUUCCAAUCGCCGGGCUAGUGCAGAGAGCUUUUACGGUUGAUGAAUUAACUAGUAGCAGUACAAAGAAGAAAAAGAAAUAAUCAAGCUAGUUCUUUUCUUCCUUUGUCAUUACUGUAUCAUCAUUGUUGUUGAUUUAUAUGUAAUUCUUCUAAUCAUAAGCAAAUCACUCAUUGUAUUACGAUCAUUUGGACAGUUAUAGAAAUGAAGCAAAGUUUUAGAUCUUUCAGAUCAUUACAUUUGUCUA